Messenger RNA from Arctia plantaginis, 2877 nucleotides. Lineage: Eukaryota; Metazoa; Arthropoda; Insecta; Lepidoptera; Erebidae. The record is from the annotation of a GenBank genome assembly.
AUGUUGUCCCCUAGAGAAGAUGAUGAUGACGACAGCCAUCUAUGCAUUAAGUGCAACGCUACAAUCGUCGGUUUGGACAAUUAUGUAAAACAUAGAAAGCAGAGAUGUGGAAAACUAAAACCUCAUGAUCCAAAAGCAGACCUACCACCCAUCGACCACUUGGAACCGUCUUAUAGCCUCGGAGCAGAUGUGUUCUUUCAGUCUCUGGAAUUGCAAAGCAGUGUCAAGAAGACUUCUUUAUCCAGACUUACACCCCCAAUCCCGAUAUCGAAAUCCAGUUUAGAUAGAAAAACUUCUCUAGUCGUCUCAACAUCUUCUAGCAUAAUACCAAGAAUGAGUCCUCUAGAGACUAAUCUUAGAGGAGAAUACUGGAUUGGUGGGCACAGCUUAAGAAUUGGAACCAGCGAGGAUAAUCAGACAAAGCUGAUAAAUGCGGUGGCCAGUAUCAGUGGUGCAGUAAAAAAAGAUAUGCCCACUUCGCCGUACGACAUCAAUUAUGAUUACAAAGGUGACGAUGAUAGUGACGAGUCAGAGGAACUAGAAGACGAUGAUGAAGAAGACCAUCCCAGUGGGAGUAAGUGGAAACCACCGGCUAAUUAUACCGGUGGCAAAUGGCGACCGGCGUCGCCAGACAAUGAAGAUUGGGAUACGCGAGACGAACAAGAACACACCGGUGGAAAAUGGAGACCGUUUAUGCAUGAUGGUAAUGAACGAGAUGAAGAUUAUGAUGCGCCACCUCCAGGUCACACUAAAGGAAAAUGGAUACCGGGUGCUAAUGAAAAAACUCAAAUUAUGCAGACGACGAUACAGUCCAAAGGCUCUGUUCAAUAUUGGUGUGGCCCAUGUAAUAGAAGACUUGGUUCAAGAGCUAUUUACGAAAAACAUCUAAGAUCUAGUUUGCAUUUGAAGAAGGUUCUACCAGAACACGAAUUGGAGUUUGCAGGUCAUUUAAUGCCUAUUAAAAAUAUUCCAGAUAAACGGACAACACGUCCAUCAAGAUUUGUAAAUGAUAACAUUUACUUUCAACCAGAGAAAAAGAGGAAAGUAGAGAAUAAAUUGAAUGUCAAAAUAGAGAAAAAGAAACGAAAGAGAAAACCCAACUUUGUACACUGUUCUGGCUGUAAGUCGCGUGUCAGACAGCAUUUAAUGGGGAAGCAUUUAAUAUCGCAUUACCACUUCAGAAAAGCUACAGACACUAACACAACAGCAUACCAAGAUCUCAUUUUGGCCAACAUCGAUGCGAUUGUCCAUCAGUCUCCCUUUCAAUGUAGUCCAUGUAAAUUCUACACGAAUUGGUUAUCCACUUUCAUGCAGCAUUGGUUCUCUGAGGAACACGAGCAACGUUUGCAGAACAUGGAAGGCAAAUGCUGGUGUUCCUUUUGUAAAUUUGAGUGCGAAACUUCUCAAGAAAUGAUGGAACAUAUGACGAGUUCAGAUCACAGUGAAGUGGUGGCCGUCAUUAAUAGAUCCAUGCCAAUUAUUAUAAGAAAGAAAUCGGUAUUGAAGUGUGAAACUUGCUAUAAGGAGUUUCGCUACAAUAUUGAGAUGAAACGACACUGCCAGAGCACUGGUCAUCCAUUGGCAAUCACAGCAACCGACAAUUACCAGGAACUGCACAAAUGUCAGCAUUGUAAAGCGAAAUUUAAGUCUUCACUUACUCUAGCUGCUCAUUUGAAAUCUAAACACAAACAAAGAGCUUUCUUAUGUUUGGUAUGUGAAAAGACAUUUACCUCUUCUGAGGAAGCCAAGCGUCAUCGCCAGACUUCGGAACACAGGAUUAGAAGAACUGAAAACAUAAGGGUCCAAGGAGGGUCAGCCAAGGAUUUGAGCAAAAAAUGUCCUUAUUGCAUUGAGAGUGUAAUUUUGAGAAAUAUCUUGGUUCUGAAGGAUCAUAUACGAAAAGUUCAUCCAAAUAUAAGGAAAAAAUGUCCUAAAUGUGGAAUGACGUUUAUCCUAUCGCAAGAAGUGACGCGUCAUGUCAGAGACAACGCAUGUCAGUUUCGUCCCACUACCGAAAUAAACUCUUCCAUCUUCUGGAAUUGUAGUCAGUGCCUCUUCACAACUGACUCACAAGCUGAAUGUUUCUUCCAUGAAGUCCUCCACACGCCACCAAAAAGAGAACUCUAUAAAAUUAGUGACGUUGAAAAGAUUGUACAGAAGUAUCCUUGUCCCCUUUGUUCCAAAAGUUUCAAAAAAGCUUCUCUCCGUCAACAUCUGAGACAGCAUACGUUUGAAAGACCAUUUGUCUGUUCUGUUUGUGGCGCUAACUUUACUAGACAGUCAAGUUUGGUGAACCAUUCGAAGAAUGAACACGGCUCUGGAAUUACGAAGGUUAAACUUCCAGAUAUUGCGGAGACAAUGGAAGAAUUUGAAUGUGUGAAGUGCAAGACCAAAUUCAAUAACAAGAGUGCAUUGGCGCGCCAUUCGAGUAGUUGCAACCGAGCCGCCAUAACUCUUGAAUGUCCACAUGAUCAGUGCUCUUACAUCGCCACUAAAUCGAGUCAAUUAGCAAGACAUCGACGAACUCAUGGCGAGAGGAUAAAACAUCACGAAUGCCACAUCUGUUCAUUUAAGAGCGAUCAAGCAAGUCAUAUGAAGCGUCACCUGCUUUGUCAUCAAGGAGUCAAACCUUACGAAUGCCCCCAUUGUCACUUCACUUGUGGGAGCUUGGAAAACCUACGCAAACAUGUUCUUCGUAGUGGUCGACACCCUGGUUUAUAUCUAUACCACUGCCGGUUGUGUCCAUACAACACUAACACAGCGACAGAGCUUCGGGUACAUUUAACCACAGCUCAUGCACACAAAUAUGAUGCAAAGUCUGCUGUACAAGCUGUGAAGGUGCAUCUCAUGGUCAAUGAUAAAAAAGACGCUAUGUAA